Molecule: messenger RNA, 3278 nt
Organism: Momordica charantia (bitter melon)
Lineage: Eukaryota; Viridiplantae; Streptophyta; Magnoliopsida; Cucurbitales; Cucurbitaceae
Source: RefSeq, a predicted model, not a curated record
UCUCACAUGGCAGAAGAGAGAGAAAGUAGAGAGAGAAAUGGAGGGAGCAGCAUUCAAGUGAGAACUUCACUGAGGGCAGAGAGCAGGGAGGAGCCUUCAAUUCCUUAAAUAUUUCCACCACGAGACCGAUUUUUCAGCUUCUCUUUCUCUCUCAUUCCACCAUUUUUAAUGCUUUCGUCUUCUUCCAACCUGUCAUUGCUUCACUGCUUCUUCUCUCAGCGCCUGACGAUCUCCCUUCGUCACGGUUAUCUUCUUUCUAAACCCUUCAUCUUGGUCAAUUUCUGCGCCUUUUUCCGAUUAGAUCUGUUAUUGUCACAAACCAGCGAUUUGGAAAUUGGGAUCUGUUUGCUGAGAGGCCUUCUGUAGAUGAGAAAAUGGAGGUUGAGAAGAAACGCUCUAAAGGAGGCUUUCUUAACUUAUUUGAUUGGAAUGGCAAAUCUCGGAAAAGGCUUUUCUCAAGCAGCAAUGAAUUAUCUGGAAUGAAGCAAGGCAAAGAAAAUGUUGAUAACUUGUCAAAGCCACAGCUCUAUCAGAUAGAGGCAAUUGAUGAUGGAGCAAGUUCUAGUUAUAAGUUAAAUGGUGAUUGGGAUUUUGCUUUAACCAAAACUAGUGAUGAAAAAUGUGGGGGCCGAGUCCCGAGUGUAGUUGCCAGACUUAUGGGGUUAGAUUCAUUGCCUUCUAACGUACCUGAGCCAUGUUCUACCCCAUAUUUAGAAUCCCGCUCUGUCAGGGCAUCUCAUCAAGAUAACAGCAAUGGUGUAUGGAAUGGUCAUUCUGUGGAUUAUAUUGAUAUGCCCAACAAGUUGGAGAGGUUUUCAGGGAAUCUCUUAGAUUUUAGGGCACAGAAAAUACCGAAGACUCCAAUCGAGAGAUUUCAAACUGAAGUAUUGCCUCCAAGGUCUGCUAAAUCUAUUCCUAUAACUCAUCAUAAGUUAUUGUCUCCUAUCAAGAGCCCUGGGUUUACUCCAACAAUGAACACAGGUUAUUUAAUGGAGGCAGCCACCAAGAUAAUUGAGUCUAGUCCCCGAAAGCCUGUGAAGAGUAAAAUGACAUCUAUUACCAAUUCCUCAGUUCCCUUGAGAAUCCGGGAUUUGAAAGAAAAAGUGGAAACUGCACGUAAGUUAUCAGGAGCUGAAAAACCAUCAGAAAAUUAUAUUGGCAAGUAUAGAAAAGGAAAGCCUAGUGACAGGAACUAUGGUGGAUCAGAACAUCUUCUAGCGUCAAAGAUGGAGUCUGCUGGAGCUGAUAGAAGUAAUUCCAACACUUCAAAAGAUAAAGGAAGACCAGUUUCUCUUGCAGUUCAAGCAAGGGUCAAUCUUCAUAGUAAAGGGGAUUCAACUUCUUGUAGCGACUCGGCUUCAAUGGAUCGGAAAGAGCAUAAUGAAGUAAAAUCAAGCCAAAUUUUCAAGAGCCAGCCCAGCAUGCAAAAGGCUGCGCAGAAGAGAACCAUGAAGAGGAAUAACAAUGUACUCGCGCAAAACAAUCAGAAACAGAAUUCUCUACCCAACAAAGAAAAAUUGCCUUCAAAACAUCCAGUCUUGAAUCAGCCUGUCAAAAGGUCUCAGUCUGCUAAUUGUAACAUAGGUUCUAGCAAAACGGUAAACAAGGUUGUACUCAACUCUGAAGUAGAAUCCAAAAUCACACGCACUAGAGAAACUGAUGCUAAAAAAGAAUUUGCAUCUUCGAAGAGAAAUUCUGCCUCACGGAAAAAAAGAUCUGUUAGUCAGGAUGUUAGUAGUGAUGGAAGUUCUGUAUCUAAUGCUUUGAACCACGAUGGUGAGAGAUCUGUCAAAUAUAAUAUUGCAGUUGAUGGUUCCAUGAACUGUGAUGAAAACAGGAAGCUGGGAAUGGACGUUGUUUCUUUUACAUUCACAUCCCCACUGAAGAAAUCUAUCUCAGAACCUCACUCGGACGAGGUUGUAAAAAUUAACCACAGCUUGGUCUUUGAUUCUUGUAGUGAGAAUGAUUAUUUAAAGAACCUAUCAUCAUUUUCGCCCAAUUUAAACGUCAUUAACGGUGAUGCUUUAAGUGUUUUGUUGGAACAAAAACUUCAGGAAUUGACAUGUAGGGUUGAGUCCUCCCAAUCUUGUAUGGAGAGAGAUGGCAUUCUUUCUUGUUCUGGAUCCAAUUUUCAAAAUGCUUUUGCCACACUGGAAUGUGCCAAAAAAGAAAAUGACAUGAGCUGCAGAUACUCAGAUAGUCCUCAUGAUUGUGACCACUUGUCGACUGAUAGCAACGAUCUGGUUUUCAAUAAAUGGCAUCAGGGAGUGAAAGAAAUGAAAGAACUUGACGAUAGCAACAACACUGAAACAGUUACCGUGAGCGGAUCUUCAAUUGAGGACGGGUUUUCCCCAGACGAUGGAAAUAGCAUCCAUGGCUGUGUGUCUUCUUCAGUUCCACGUGGUGAUGCAAUCAAGUUAGACCUUACAAAUCUCUACCCAAGAAUGCUUGGCGAGACGCAGGUAGUCAACUCUGCAUCAACCAUCGAUGACCGAGACAAGUUCAGAAAUCAGUCACCUAUAAUGUCGAGUCCAAUAAACAUUCACAGAUCAGAUGACUGGGAACUCCAAUAUGUGAGGGAUAUCCUAAGCAAAGCUGAGCUAGCAUUUGAAAACUUCACAUUGGGUGCUGCCCCAAUGGUCAUAUCUCCCAGUCUCUACAAUAACCUGGAGAUUGAGGAAAAUAACAAAGACAGUGCAUCACCGGAAUGUUUCAAGCUUGAACAGAAGGUUCUGUUCGACUGCGUGAAUGAGUGUUUGGAACUAAAGUUCAAACAAAUAGUAGUUGGAAGUUCGAAAACUCGGGUUCCAUGGGCCAAAUUGUUUGAAAAUGGUAAUUUGGCAGAGGAGUUAUGGAGGGAGAUUGAGGGAUGGAAAUGCAUGGACGAAUGGAUGGUAGAUGAACUUGUGGACAAGGAUAUGAGCACCCAACAUGGGAAAUGGCUCAACUUUGACCAAGAAGCCUAUGAACAGGGGCUUCAGAUUGAGAAGAGGAUAUUAACUUCUUUAGUAAAUGAAUUGGUCAGUGAUUUUCUUAUUACUGCGUGAGAUCUCUGCUUAAUCUUUUUUCUUUUCUGGUUGCAAAAUGCAAACAUGACUUACUGAUGAUGUAAAGUGGUCAGAUGGUGAGUUUCUUUUAGAUUCUUUUUUUUUUCUUUUGUUUUCUUGGAAAAGAAAACUUGUCAUACUGAUUGUCCUUCAUGUAGUGUAGAGCUGGUGGUGGUACUAAUGGGAUUGGCAGACAAAUAUUGCAGAGGAAGCUGUGAUUUCUGGAUUCAA